CAGGUGAGACAGCAGAGGCACAGAGAGAUUAAGGAAUCUAGCCACAUUCCCACAGCUGUUUCAGUAGCUGCUCCUCUCCGUGUGGCUGGAAGAACACCCCUUCCUGGCGUCCCUCGGAGCUGCCAUUUGAUGCAGAGGCCUGAGGUGAACCCCUGCUCGCAUCCCUCCCUGCCAAAUUCCGGGAACCAGUUGAAUUUCAAAAGUCCGCUGGCCACAGGACUGGUGCGCAGGCUUGGACCUCUGACCACAGCCAGCUAAGCCUGGGAACACGGGCAGCCGCGGACAGCCCAGCCUGGAGCAGCCGUCUUUGACCUCGACCCUCCGAGAAGCAGCCCCAUGAAGGUGGCCAGCCAUGCAAUGUUCCUGGAAGGCCGUCCUCCUCCUCGCGCUGGCCUCCAUAGCCAUCCAGUACACCGCCAUCCGCACCUUCACCGCCAAGUCCUUCCACACCUGCCCAGGGCUGGCCGAGGCCGGGCUGGCCGAGCGGCUGUGCGAGGAGGGUCCCACCUUCACCUAUAACCUCUCCCGAAAGACCCACAUCCUCAUCCUGGCCACCACGCGCAGCGGCUCGUCCUUCGUGGGCCAGCUCUUCAACCAGCAUCUGGACGUCUUCUACCUGUUCGAGCCCCUCUACCACGUGCAGAACACGCUCAUCCCGCGCUUCACCCAGGGCAAGAGCCCCGCAGACCGGAGGGUCAUGCUGGGUGCCAGCCGGGACCUCCUGAGGAGCCUCUACGACUGCGACCUCUACUUCCUGGAGAACUACAUCAAGCCGCCCCCUGUCAACCACACCACCGACAGGAUCUUCCGCCGCGGGGCCAGCAGGGUCCUCUGCUCGCGUCCCGUGUGCGACCCUCCGGGGGCUCCCGACCUGGUCCUGGAAGAGGGGGACUGCGUGCGCAAGUGCGGCCUGCUGAACCUGACCGUGGCCGCCGAGGCCUGUCGCGAGCGCAGCCACGUGGCCAUCAAGACGGUGCGCGUGCCCGAGGUGAACGACCUGCGGGCUCUGGUGGAAGACCCCCGGUUGAACCUCAAGGUCAUCCAGCUGGUCCGGGACCCUCGGGGGAUUCUAGCGUCCCGGAGCGAGACCUUCCGCGACACGUACCGGCUGUGGCGGCUCUGGUACGGCACGGGCAGGAAGCCCUACAACCUGGAUGUCACGCAGCUGACCACCGUGUGCGAGGACUUCUCCAAUUCCGUGUCCACCGGCCUCAUGCGGCCCCCCUGGCUCAAGGGCAAGUACAUGCUGGUGCGCUACGAGGACCUGGCCAGGAACCCCAUGAAGAAGACCGAGGAGAUCUACGGGUUCCUGGGGAUCCCCCUGGACGGCCACGUGGCCCGCUGGAUCCAGAACAACACGCGGGGCGACCCCACCUUGGGCAAGCACAAAUACGGCACCGUGCGAAACUCGGCGGCCACCGCCGAGAAGUGGCGCUUCCGCCUCUCGUAUGACAUUGUGGCCUUCGCCCAGAACGCCUGUCAGCACGUGCUGGCCCAGCUGGGCUACAAGAAGGCCGCCUCGGAGGAGGAGCUCAAGAACCCCGCCAUCAGCCUGGUGGAGGAGCGGGACUUCCGCCCCUUCUCGUGACACGGCGUGACACGGCGCCGGGUUUGAUAAAGGGACCAUUUUAACUGUUGCCUUAUUCCCCACCCCCACCCCGUCUUCGUGUCCUUCCCGCCCCCUGCCCACCCCGCCCCCUUCUGCCUUUUUGUCUCCGAUAUUUGCACUACACGCCUGGGACGGGAACCGGGCAGAGGGCGCACGUGAAGUGGGGCCCGCCCGCCCCCCCCCAUUCCGACACUCAGAGGUUGGGUCUCCCGGGGACGGUGACGAUGUUUACAGCACCCCGCGCACACAUUCACGCACGCACAUGGGCCCACCAGGAGAGGCACCCCAACACACGACUUCUCCAAUUUUUUGGAAUGAAUGAGUGGUUGGGGGAUCGUAGUUUUUGCACUGUUUUACUUCUACAAGGUAAGAGGAUAGAAACGAAAGGACCCCUCUCUCGAACUUCCGAAAGGGGUCUGUCCCUCCCGAUCCCUGCUUCCCGGCCCUGGCCCUCUUCCUCCCAUAGAACAGAGAACCCCCUCCUGCCCGCCCUUGCCUGUCGGUGAGCAGGUUUUACUGUGAGGUGAACGUGGACGUCGUUUAUUUUUUCCAGUCUGUGGUGAUGCUGUCUGUCUGUCUGAGUCUUGUGGCUGCCCCUGGACAGUGAUGGCUGAUGAAUCUUUUAAGUUUCUGAUUGAUCUUGGGGUCCAUCUGUGAUAUUUCUUUGUGCCAAAAAAAAAAAAAAAAAGAGUGAAUCAAGUUUGCUAAAUGAACAUUGAAAUGCUUUAUCUGUGUUUUCUGUAAAUAAAAGUGUGCA
This is a messenger RNA of Marmota flaviventris (yellow-bellied marmot), 2366 nucleotides long. It is a transcript of the gene Chst1, whose product is annotated as carbohydrate sulfotransferase 1. NCBI's taxonomy places the organism in Eukaryota, Metazoa, Chordata, Mammalia, Rodentia, Sciuridae. The record is from RefSeq and is a predicted model, not a curated record. Gene Ontology annotation, biological process: carbohydrate metabolic process; N-acetylglucosamine metabolic process; keratan sulfate proteoglycan metabolic process. Gene Ontology annotation, molecular function: keratan sulfotransferase activity; N-acetylglucosamine 6-O-sulfotransferase activity. Gene Ontology annotation, cellular component: Golgi membrane.